UGGGAGGCUCGUCUCGAUGUGAAGCAAUUGCAAGGCUGUACAUGGCGUGAUCCUGCCGGCGUUGCAGCCCUGCGACUUCCACCACAUGCGAUUGCAGCGAUGAACCUGCCCUCAACGCCCUCUCGGUCUUUCCACUUCUCCUGUUGCCAAUGCAACGGUCAGGAAGAUGCAAGGCCUAUUUCUUCUCCUCUCCUCGAUCUUCUCUUCUCUUCUCUCUCUCCACCAUCAUCUUCCCAGCAUCAGCAUCCAGCAUCUUCGCUCGUCUCAUCGUCCACAACUUUCACACAUCCAUCCAUCCACCAGCAUCAAUCUUCACAACACCAAUCAACCAUGCAUAUCAACACCCUUGCCGUCGUGGCCGCGGCUGCCCUGUUCAGCAGCGUCUCUGCGUGGGACAUCCACGACCGCGACAUCAGCUGGUGUGGGCCUUGUAAUGAUUCGCCGAGGGAGAAGUGGAGCUUCGUCGAGUCCUGGUUCUGCGAUUGGUUGAUCGACUCUGGAACGUGUGAUCUGGACACACAUCCAGACACAUCUCCCCGCACAAAGACGACCUUCGAGUACCACACUCACACUGUCACUGAUCGCCGCCGGGAUGCUGCCGCAACCCCGACAUCCGUCGAAGACAUGGUCAUCCCUCACCUUCAGCAUGUGCCGGCGGCACUCUGUGAGGGCUUUCCCAAAGGCAUGCGUCCAUCUGCAUGCAGCGUGAUCAGCGAGGCAACUCCUUCGAAGGUGCGAGCUCGUCGCUGGGAGGCCGAGACCGAGACCGUCACCAUGCGCAUCUACGAGACUGAGACCUCCACCGUCAUGUCCAUCCCGACUUGGUGCCUCAACACUCCGACCGCCACGCAUCCAGCUCCGACCACCUGGCCGGGGAUGACUACCCCGGCGCCGCCCCCUCACACCGAGCUUCCCCCGCCCGUCUGGACCAUCCCGACACCCCCUCCUCACUUCGAGCUUCCUCCCCCGGUCUGGCACACGCCGGCACCGUCUCCCCCUCAAUCUCCCGUGGUCAGCAAACCGACGACCUCCGUCGUCACCAUCACCAGCGAGGCAUGCACAACCUGCACUCCUCACAUCUGGACCAGCACGGUGAGCCUGCCUCUCAGCCCGGUGCCGACGCCAUCAAGCUCUCACUACACUUGGUCGUCUCCACCGUCCACUCCCUCCUCCUGGUCAUCGACCACACCAUCGUACCCCUCAACAUCCGCUCCAGUGCAUUCGUCUACGACUACACCGGCGGCUUACUCGCCCAGCACCACCGUCAGCUACUCGCACACCACUCACACCUACGGCACGAUGAAGCCGAUUUACACGCAUCCGACGUCGAUCACGCCGCCUGUUCUCGGCGGCGUGGGCAAGGUGGAGGGCAGUGUGUUGGCUAUGCUGGCCUUUGUUGCGGCUGCGGUCGUUAUUCCCGCAUUGUGAUUGCACUUUAGCUUGCUUGUAUUAGUUGACGUCGUCAGAGAUUGAUAGAAUGAGUUCACGAUUACCGUCACCGAUGCUUCAUCUCGUUCAUCUGCUCAAAC
Messenger RNA from Neohortaea acidophila, 1529 nucleotides. RefSeq lists its product as uncharacterized. Lineage: Eukaryota; Fungi; Ascomycota; Dothideomycetes; Mycosphaerellales; Teratosphaeriaceae. The record is from RefSeq and is a predicted model, not a curated record. The transcript has 4 exons. Bases 100 to 1428 code for a protein of 442 amino acids.